AUAUGCAUUGCCUCAUUUACCUUAGUUAAAAACUUAAAAUUUACAAACCUAAGAGAAAUAUAUAUCAUCUACUCUGAUACUCUGACUAAGAUAUCUUGAUCAUAUAUGAGCUUCUUUAUAUAAUCAACAAAUAAUUUCCACUUGCAGCUUCAAACCAAAUAAAAUUAAUUACCACAUUGCUCUUUAAUUCAAGGUCUUAGACUUCAGGAGUUAUAUCUUCAAAACCAAACAAAAAAGUUGCCAAUUAUUUAAAAUCAGUUUACAAAUAACAUUCUACAACAAGUGCUAACCAAAAAAAAAAAAAAAAAAAAAAAAAAAAAAAAAAAAAAAAAAAAAAAAAAAAAAAAAAAAAAAAAAAAAACAAAGGGUUAAGUUGCCAAAAGAGAAUACAGGGGCCAGUCGACAAAAGUUAAAAAGUUAAAGGGCUCCACUGCAUUUUCCUCCUUUUUUAAGUACUAUAUUAUUCAUUUCAUUUCAUGGCGUUCCCUCCAUCUUCAGAAUAAUAACCCGCCAAAGAUUGAAAUUGCGUAUCACUAUUGUUAGUUUGGGGAAUUGGAAUUGGAAUUGGGAAGAGAAAAAUUCAAAACAGAUGCCAUUAUUGAGCUCAAUGGAGUGCGAUUACCCAUUAAUCGACUCCAAUUUCCGCGACUUCUGUGCUUCUCACGUCAUUUAUUCAGUUGAAGAUUUUCUUCUACGUGAUCUUUACGUAUUAGUGAUUUCAACCGAACAGCAUCAUAAUUCGGAGAGAUUGAAGGAGGGCAUCACUCAAGUUCUGACUAUCAUUAAUGGUCAGCAUCAACCAUGGGUAAAUGGUCAGGAGUUGUUGGAUGAUGCUUUACAAAAUAAAAGCUCCUUACCUACUGGAUGUAGAAGAAUAGAUGUGUUUCUUCAUGGUGGAUUAAAGAAGGGACAUCUGAGUGAGCUAGUUGGCCCGUCAUCCUCUGGUAAAACACAAAUUUGCUUACGAGCUGCUUCAAGAGUUGCAAAAGGCUGGGGCAAAAUCAUUUUCUUGGACUCUGGAAAUUCUUUCUCUUCAAAACGUGUUGCUCAAUUUGUCACUCAGACAUCAGAUUCUUCUGCUUAUGAGGUCAAACAUGUUUCUAGCCUUUUGGAUUAA
Messenger RNA from Nicotiana tabacum (common tobacco), 1117 nucleotides. Lineage: Eukaryota; Viridiplantae; Streptophyta; Magnoliopsida; Solanales; Solanaceae. The record is from RefSeq and is a predicted model, not a curated record.